AUGACAUCGUUCGGAGCAACAGAAAUAGUUCGAAAUACUAAUUCACUUGGUCAACAAUACAAUUCUACAUUUAAAAUUAGAGGCCAAGUUUAUCAUAAAAUAGGCUCAUUACUGCCAAUGCCAAACGAAGCACAUAAAUUUUUACAAAUCUACUUUAUGGGCGGCGAGGAUUCCGGAAGCGCACUUGCCAAUCGUGUGAAUGCACGUUGUGACUAUAACAACCUUGAUUCAUUUUUUGCCAAACGCAUCGUGAGCGAACUGGACGCUUUACUGAAUGAGCACAAUGAAUUGUUGAAAAUAUUCAAAUCACACAUGCAUAAAUUACAAAACGAUAACCACGCUAUUGUCAUUAAUCCUGAUAAAACACCAGCUGGAGAGCAUAUUCGUAGAUUUAAUGCACCUGUUGUUGACGACGUUGCGGGAAUCAUGGUUGGCGAUUGUACAGGUGCACGAGAAAUUGUGGUUCGUAGAAGGAGUAAUAAUCUUCAGUUCAUUGCUGAUACACAUCGUUCAUAUGAUGCUCUCCAAUAUCCGCUAAUGUUCUGGAAGGGACAAGACGGAUACUGCAUAAAUAUCAAACAACGCGAUCCCGUAUCAGGAGCCGAAACAAACAAGAACCAGUGUUUCAAACAAAAGUUGAAGUCUUUAAUAAGUUUCAUUACUAAAUUACAUGUAUUCGGCCGCACACGUUGCUGGCUGUAUUCAGUUGAGUGGCAAAAGCGAGGAUUACCUCAUGCUCACAUUUUGGUUUGGUUAAUCGAUAAAAUCCGUCCUGAAGAAAUCGAUAGUAUCAUUUCUGCAGAACUUCCAGAUCCGUCUACUGACCAACUGCUGUUUGAUAUUGUUACAGCGAACAUGAUUCAUGGUCCAUGCGGUACUCUUAAUCGUACAUCGCCUUGCAUGGCAGAUGGAAAAUGCACUAAAAAUUUCCCUAAAGAUUUCACGAACGAUACGAUCACAAAUGUCGACGGAUAUCCAAUAUAUCGUCGAAGAAGUCCCGAUAAUGGCGGACGAUCAUUUAUUAAAAACAUCAACAACACAGACAUUGACAUUGAUAAUCGUUGGGUGGUACCAUAUUCACCUCUGUUGAGCAAGACAUACAAUGCUCAUAUUAAUGUUGAGUUCUGCAGUUCUGUGAAGAGCAUCAAAUACAUUUGCAAGUAUGUCCAUAAAGGCAGUGAUAUGGCUGUGUUUAGAGUGGAAAAUACUAACGUGAAUGCUCAACCAGUGAAUAAAAACGAUGAAAUAACACUUUAUCAAAUUGGUCGGUACAUCAGCUCCAAUGAAGCUGCUUGGCGUAUCUUUGGUUUCCCGAUUCAUGAACGGGAUCCAGCAGUUGUUCAGUUAGCCGUCCAUCUCGAAAACGGCCAGCGUGUAUUUUUCACGAACGAGACAGCAAUUGAUCGUGCUGUAAAUCCACCUAAAACUACACUCACUGAAUUUUUCGAAUUGUGUAAUCGUGUGGAUGAUUUUGGUGCCUUUGCACGAACGUUACUCUAUUCACAAGUACCAUGCUAUUUCACAUGGGCUCAAACAAAAAAAUUGAUGCCCCGCAAGCAAGGCUCCCCAGUUGAUGCAUGUCCCAAUUUAUUUAAAUCAAACGCUCUGGGGCGAGUAUUUACAGUCAAUCCAAAGCAAACUGAAUGCUUUUAUCUUCGAUUGUUGUUGGUUAAUGUUACUGGCCCAUUGUCAUUUCAAGAUAUACGGAAAGUGAAUGGGCAACAGUAUUCAGACGACAUGAAAGACGACAACCAGUGGGAAUGUAUGUUUGCUGAAGCAGCAUUAAAUUGUACAGCAAUACAAAUUCGUCUACUAUUCGCUAUAGUCUUAACUACAUGUUUUCCAGCUCGAGCACAGAUAUUGUGGGAUAAUCACAAAGAUUCAAUGACUGAUGAUAUAUUGCAUCAACAUCGUACACGAUGCAACGAUGUAACGAUAACGUUUAGCGACGCUAUGUACAAUGAAGCAUUGAUUGCUAUUGAAGAUCUCUGCAUUAUAAUUGCUAAUUUAUCACUCAGUCAUUUCGGUAUGAAUUCGCCAGAUCGAGCUGUAUCUGAUUUCAUGAACACGGAAAUGAAUCGUGAAAUGCAGUACAACACUGUAGAAAUGGCGGCGAUUGUUACUCGCAAUGUCCCAUUAAUGAAUGAGGAACAAAAAAUCAUUUACGACCGCAUUAUGCUCGCAGUUUCAGCAGGACAAGGUGGAUUCUUCUUUUUGGAUGCACCAGGUGGAACUGGAAAAACAUUCCUUAUUUCGCUAAUUCUUGCUGAAAUACGAUCAAAUAAUGGCAUCGCAUUGGCCGUUGCAUCGUCAGGCAUUGCUGCAACUUUAUUGGAUGGAGGCAGAACAGCUCAUUCAGUAUUUAAGCUGCCAUUAAAUAUUCAAAAUAACCCUGACGGAGUGUGCAACAUAAAAAAAACAAUCGUCCAUGGCCACCGUGCUGAAACAAUGUAA
This is a messenger RNA of Pieris macdunnoughi, 2454 nucleotides long. The record is from the annotation of a GenBank genome assembly. NCBI's taxonomy places the organism in Eukaryota, Metazoa, Arthropoda, Insecta, Lepidoptera, Pieridae.